This is a messenger RNA of Diatraea saccharalis (sugarcane borer), 465 nucleotides long. The record is from the annotation of a GenBank genome assembly. NCBI's taxonomy places the organism in Eukaryota, Metazoa, Arthropoda, Insecta, Lepidoptera, Crambidae.
AUGGAAUCGGUGGAUAACACAAUACUGGACACAACAAUGAGGAGUAUUCAUAAUACAUCCUCGUUAGAUGGCAGCACAUGUACAAAUUUAAUGGAACAAAUCGAAAAUUUAAACUUAAAAUUAACAUCUGCUAAUCAAGAAAUAGGAAAUCUAAAAAUGGAAAAUAUUACAUUAAAGACGAAAGUAGAAGAAUGCUAUAGAUUAUUGAAAAAGCCAUUGCCGGAACACUCUCAGGACAAUAAUCAGAUAAGCAGAGAAAUAGAACGGCAAAAGAAAACUACUGCUCCCGCGACGCCAUCUAUGACUUCGGAUAGGAAUCAUGACGAUGACCGGUGUGUGGAAACAACAUGCAGCCUACAACCUAAAGCAAGUGCUGUCAACGGAUCUUCCUUCAGUAACAAAAAGCAUAACCAAGUAAUAUUCGUCAAAGGAUUAUUAACUCUUGGUACUUUAGAUAACACAUAA